AUGCAGCAGCACCAUUAUGUUUUCAAGUACAUUAUUAUUGGUGAUAGCGGAGUGGGAAAGAGUUGCCUCCUACUGCAGUUCACGGACAAGCGGUUUGAACCGCUGCACGACUUAACCAUCGGAGUAGAAUUUGGUGCCCGCGUAGUGACUAUUAAAGAGAAGAACAUCAAACUGCAGAUUUGGGAUACAGCUGGACAGGAAAGCUUCCGGAGCAUCACUCGCAGUUAUUACCGUGGGGCGUGUGGUGCGCUUCUCGUGUAUGAUGUAACCCGUCGUGACACUUUUACGCAUCUGCAAACAUGGUUGGAAGAUGCGAGGUCAAAUGCCAACACGGCCAUUGUUAUUAUGCUUAUUGGAAACAAAUGUGACUUGGAGAAGAAACGAGAGGUGUCACGGGAGGAGGGUGAGGCGUUUGCACGGAAGCACAACUUGGUUUUUAUGGAAACGAGUGCGAAAACAGCGCAAAAUGUGGAUGACGCGUUUCUGAAAACUGCGGCAAUGAUUUAUGAUAAUGUGGAGUCCGGCGUGUUGGAUGCGGGCGCCGUUUCGGGUAAACAAGGGACAGGACCCGGCGUGGCGCGGGUGUCGAGAACUGGUGGUAAAAAGUCAGAAGACAGUGAAAGUGGCUGCUUCUGCUGA
Molecule: messenger RNA, 639 nt
Organism: Trypanosoma brucei brucei TREU927
Lineage: Eukaryota; Euglenozoa; Kinetoplastea; Trypanosomatida; Trypanosomatidae
Product: small GTPase, putative
Exons: 1
Coding region: 1-639 (212 amino acids)
Cellular component (GO): Golgi apparatus
Molecular function (GO): GTP binding; GTPase activity
Source: RefSeq, a predicted model, not a curated record